AGCCAUUCAUAGAAUAUGAGAAUUUGUUACCUACAGUUGAUUGCACAACCUGAUCAGAAUCGUGUGUUGGAAUAAUGCUGUUUCAGCAAUGCGGUCUCGUACAGGAUGGUAACUACCUAGUUUCCCAUUACUUUAUAUCGGUCGUAUCAGACAUUCCAGUGGCCAAUAGGCUAAUCUUCUUUUAUUAUUACCAGUCAAACAUGUCGACAACGGAAACUAAAAUGCGAUGAAAUUAAGCCAAACUGUGGGCAAUGUCGCAAGGCCUCACGACAAUGCGUACCUAGUGAUGGAGUAGUAUUUCGACAUCAGCAGAAUGCUUCUAUGAAUGGUGGUGAAUGUGUUAUCCAUGGUGAAACAAGCGGUCGAUUAGGAGCAUUCUACGCAUAUAGGAAUACAUUUGAUGAGACUAGCGUUUGGGUUGAUGUGCCAAAGAAGGGUGCGUUACCUGUCUGUAGAUGAUAUUUGAUUGCAGGAUGAAGUGUUUGGAGCUGACGAGACAACUUACAGUAACCUUCUUCAAUGUCAUUGAUCCAUAUAAUAUGGAAGCCAGUCCUGAACCCGAACAACCCACAGACUCUGCUCUUCCCACCACAGCCGCUGUGGACAAAACCGGCGACGGCGUUUAUCAUUACCCUUCAUUUGAGAAAGCGCCAGGCUUAGAAGCUCUUUCGACUGCCGCCACUGCCAACAUAGAAUACAUGCGUCAUUUAUCGGUGCCUGUGCAAUCACCAAGAGGCAUUAACACUCCGCAGCACUCGGUCAACAACCUCGACUUUAUAUUGAAUCCUACUGGACCGGAAGGCCGUUUGAGUAUGGGAAUGAUUUCUUUCUCUUGGUCAACGAGUCAUUGGCUAAUGCUUCCACUAUAGAUUCACCCAUAGUCGACCCAUCGAAAUCACUCUCCAGGACGAAUGCCUUCAUCAAUGAUGUUGAUAGUGUCAGGGAGCAUGAAGUUGCAUUUCUAUUGAGACAUUUUGGGGAGACCACUGGACAAUGGUGAGCGGGGACUAUACCGAAGCUGAGGAUACAAUUAACUCUAUCAGGAUGGAUUUAUUCGACCUUGGAUGUUACUUCGCACAUCAAGUACCUGUCCUCGCCGUAUCGAACCCUUUGCUUAAAUAUUCAGCAUGCGCAUAUGCUGCCAAACAACUUUCGCGUGUAGGAGGGAGGAAAGCCAUUGUCGGUGGUAUAGUAAGUGACCAAGCACUUAUGGAGCUCUAUCCAAAUUCGGAUAAGGUUGAUUGGGUUUACAUUGCUGCGAAAUACUACGACAGAGCAAUUUCACUCUUGGUGGAAGAACUUUCCAAAUCGGGUGGAAAUGAUAUUCCAAUUACACCGGCAAUCGAUGAUCACUUUAAUUCUCCAGGAAAUACAGAAUCACCGCGAAGCCAUUCGUCUCAAGCAAGUACUAAGCGACGCCGUUUGUCGAAGCCGGUACAGCGUGACGCUGAUGAGACCAUUGCUGCUGCCGCUAUACUUUGUGUAUAUGAAUUCCUUGAUAAUGCUUUACAUGCUUGGUCUCGCCAUCUCAGUGGAACUAAGUCCUUGUUUGACCUAGCUGAAAGGGAAGGCAUGAUGCCUUUAGGUUCACCUUCACCUAGUACCCCUGGGUCAUUAUCGUUCAGAACAAAGCCAUCAGUGGCCAGAAGAGCUACGUUUUGGAACUUUGCUCGCCAGGACUUUCUCGCAGCUUGUUAGUAUUCGUAUUACCCUAUUUUGACCAGUCUAACCGUAAGAUAGUCAUCAACGAAGUGCAAACGCGACUCAAUACAGAAGAUUGGGAUCUUUGGCGCGCAGCCGGACUUCUGAUAGAUGAUCAGGGUUUUGUUAUUCCAAGCAACAAGGAACGAUCAUACCCUGAGCUGCAAAUUUCUAUGCGAGAAGAUAUGAUUUCAAACGCACUAAUCUGGCUCAUGUCGAAAAUUGUGAAUUUUAUUGCUACAGGUGAUUCCAUCGACAACGUCUAUCCCCAAGAUAGAGCUAGUCCCACUGCUGUUUUUGGUAUUAAUCAAAUGACUCUACUUGAAAGGUGGCACGAACUGGCAAACGAGCUGGAAGUUUGGUAUCAAGGUCUGCCGGAUACCUUUAAGCCAUGUGCUCGUCUACCAAAAAUUACGGACGGCAGUCUGCCGCAAGACUCACCCAGAGCUAUAUUCCCCGAAAUAUGGUAUAGUAUUCCCAUGUGCGGCUCAACAAUGCAGUCGUAUCAUUUCACGAGGAUACUUCUCCUCAUCAACAAGCCUCAUGAAUCGACAACAAAAAGAACAACCGUUUCGAAUAGGCUCCAUUCCUACCGAUCGAUUGAGAUGGAAGUUCGCCAUCAUAGCCAUGAGAUAUGCGGCAUCGCUCUGGGAAGGCCAGAAGGUUCAGUGAGGAUUCAUCAAGUGCAGCCGCUCUUUAUCGCAGGACAAUGCUUAACAGAAACGAGAGAGCGAAAAGUAAUACUUGAUUUGUUGAAGGAUAUCGAGAUUGACCUUGGCUGGGCAACUGAUUAUCGUGUCAAACAGUUGGUGAAAGAUUGGAACUGGCAUGAAACUUCGACGUGAAACCUGAUGAGCUAUUCAAACGGAUUACUAGACAGAUUUUGUCGCAUUCUUGCCGCGCAUUCGAAUGAGUAUCUGUCGCCUGCAGGAUAUAGCUGACGAUUCAUUAGCGAAGGAGAUAAACGCACGUCAGAUCUUCCCAGGAAGAAGCUACGGACGGUCGGUCUAGCACUGAUUGGUUGAGAUCGUAUAGCAGGGUCUCCGGUAUUCCGGAUUGACGAACCGAACUUAAACUUUCUGAGGAUUGUUUAUUCUCUUCAAGGUGAUUUAAUUCAAUAAACCCGAGAAUCGGGUUCAUUUCUUGGUCGGAUCGAAGUGCGUACUGCUAGCUACCCUGGCUAUAGGGUCGCCUCUGGUAUUCCUUGCGAUUUUCGAAACUACUUCUAUGUUCCAUGGCGAUCAUUGGCAUACAUAUGAUCCCGUGGAACAAUGUUUAUUCGAAACAAACCCAAGUGCUCAAUGGCCGAAGAUCUUUGGUGGUCUGGUCUUAUCAGAACUUCCGAAUUUUGUCGGAUAUCCACCAAAGAAAGAUGGCUAUAUCUAUCAAUGUUUGACUGGGCCCAUAUCUCAUCUUUCGCAAUUCCCGAUUGUUCCUGUGAGAAGCUGUCGCUAUGUGGCCAUGCAUGGCGGUGAAAGAAACAGAUGUACCUUUUGGCCUCACGAUGAAGCUCAUUAUUGCCAUGAUGGCCAAAACAGCUCGUAGUACCUCUGCCUGAGACUUAUUAUCAAAAUAUGCGGCUGGGUUGUCACCGCUGUUUCCAGGAUAGUUGGUCUUGCAUUCAAAAGCAAGGGAAUCGGAAUCAACUCACGCCACAUCGAUCUUACAAAACUUCCAGAUCAAAUCGACCAAAUUAUCAUUUCCUUGUCAAAUUUAAACACCUCCGAGAACACCUUCUCACUCCUCUUGAGGUCGCAUAUAAAAGGAUGGUUGCCGGGCGAUGAUUGUAAUGGCGGCGACGGCAGCGAUGGUGGAUCGGAUAAUAUUAUUAGGGACGAAGAAAUGGAUUGGCAUCUGGAACGAGAGAUUAUCGUAAAGGGAUAUGUAUGGAGCUUAGAUGCCUUACUUGUUGACCGGACUGAGGAGAUUCUCAAAUUAAUACUCCUGAAAGUGGCCCUGAAGUGUCUUGUUGCGGUAAAAUCACGAUUGAAAAGGUUGUUUGGAGUGGAUGUGAUGUGACAAAUCAGAGAAACGAGAUUCCUAUUGAAAUGGGCAAGUCAGAGGCCAGCUAGGCAUGAACGCUCCAUAUUUCGGAACUGCAACAGAUUUUGUUCUAAUGACAUGAAUAUCGCCUUGGAAUUCAUUGGUGUUCUUCAACUGGUGUCUGCAUUUUUGAGCCUAAGUUGAUGAUAACCAAAGUUUGGAGCCGGCUUCACCAUUUCUUCCUACCGCUCUCAUGUUCUCUGAAAUCAACUUGUUCGCUACCAGAGUUUUUUCCUUUAAAUCCAUACUCAUUUCGUCCAUGACAUU
Messenger RNA from Sclerotinia trifoliorum, 4011 nucleotides. Lineage: Eukaryota; Fungi; Ascomycota; Leotiomycetes; Helotiales; Sclerotiniaceae. The record is from the annotation of a GenBank genome assembly.